This is a messenger RNA of Neltuma alba, 681 nucleotides long. RefSeq names its product inactive protein RESTRICTED TEV MOVEMENT 2-like. The record is from RefSeq and is a predicted model, not a curated record. Gene Ontology annotation, biological process: cellular response to heat. The annotation marks the transcript as partial. The transcript is spliced from 3 exons. Lineage: Eukaryota; Viridiplantae; Streptophyta; Magnoliopsida; Fabales; Fabaceae.
CACUCUCGUUAUCCUCUUGAAGGAUUUUCAAGGAGCCAAUUAAAGGUUCAAAUAUCAUCAUCACGAAAGGUCAGGAUAAGUGGUGAACGACAAAUAGAUGACAACAAAUGGAGUCGUUUUUACAUGGAAUUACCAAUCCCAUCAGAUUCAGACACAAACGAAAUUGCAGCCAAGUUUGAGAGAGGCACUUUGUAUGUCAAGUUUCCAAAGCUUAUCACUCCUGUUAUCCCUCCCCAGCCAUCGCAGCCGCCGACCCAACAAGCUCCACCGCCACCUCCUCCUCCACCUCCUCCUCCUCCACCGCCACCUUCGCCGAGAGGGGAACCGAAAGCAGAACAAGCAAUAGAAAAGAAGCCUGAAAAGAAGGAUGAGACAAUGAUGGACCAGAAGGGGAAAGAACCACCAAAAGAAGAGCAGAAGAAGGAAGACAUUCCAAAAGCAGGGAAAGAAUUGGUGGAGGAAGCAAAAGCAAAAGCCCGAGAAACAGAAGACCGUCAUAAGCAAGAAGCAGAAUCCAGAAGAAGGGCUUCAUUUUCUGAAGGACUGAGUUCAAUGCAAGUUCAGGAUUACAAGGACGCCAUCGUUGGUUGGGUUGCAGAGCUGACGAAUCAGGAGAAAGUAGUGAACAAGCUUGUGUUAGUCUUCGUGGUUCUUUGCUUGGCCUCUAUCUCAAACACUUGA